This is a messenger RNA of Procambarus clarkii (red swamp crayfish), 1707 nucleotides long. The record is from RefSeq and is a predicted model, not a curated record. Lineage: Eukaryota; Metazoa; Arthropoda; Malacostraca; Decapoda; Cambaridae.
ACUUUUAGUGAUUUAAAAAGAGGAAUAUACCCGGUGAUAAGUUGUGAACUAGUCGCCAGAUAGCCGGUACGUAAUCUGGAUCAGUGGCGGUGGACACACUAGGGACAGACGGCUAAACUACCCGGGUAAUCUCUCCUCUCGCGCCGGCAACUACCAUGGCCACUUUGAUAGAUAUAACAGAUAGAGACAGCGGUGUGGCGAGCAGCGAGGCCACACCAGAGAGCCAGAUGCUGAGCCCUACAGCACAGGAGGAGGCGGUGAAGGUGAUGGGGGAAGCGGUGGAGGCCGCCGCCGCCAGGGUGUCGUCUGCUGCUCUGGACGUGGCCGACGCUCCUCAUGUUAUUGCUAGGGUUCUCAGAGGCGACGGCGACGCUGACGACGUCGACGACGACGAGGAUGUUGAUGAAAGCCUAGGGGAGAGAAUAUGGGGAUUAACAGAGAUGUUCCCUGAACGUCUUCGAACCACCAGUGUUAAUGCUGUAUCGACCUCUUUAAAUGUAGUAAAAAGCGCCUAUGAUUUGACUCGGCAAGUAGUAUGGAUAGCAGUUAGUACAUCUGUCAUCCUAUUUGCUCCUGUGAUGUUUGAAUUAGAAAGACUCAAUGUCGAAGAGAUGAUGAAACAAGAUAGAAACAGGCUUGUAUUGGGUCCUGGAUCAGCCAUGUCUGGGCCACCAAUUGCUCCCGGUCUUAUGCCACCGCCUCCAACACGAUAAUUUCCUUGCUGUUGUCCCCCUUUCAAGCCCCCCUCCUCCCCUCCCCCCACGACUGUUGAAAGUACAGGCUAUAAUUGCAAAAAUAUUCAUGGAUGUUACUUCAAGUUGUUAGAUGGUGGCAGCACCACAAACAUGGGUAAAAGUAUGGGAAUUGGUAAAUUAUAUUGAACUCCUUGUCUUAGUUGAGAGUGCAGACAUUAGUUUUAAUACCAUGUCCUUUCACUAAAAAUACCAUAUCUUUGAGGGGGAGGUCACAAAAUAUAUCCCCCAGACAUUUCAUACAUUAUACUGAACAUUCAGUUGUCAAAGUUGUGCAUAUACGAUAUAAACUUGACCUUUGCAAGUGAAAUGUAUGAGAAGGAAAAGCAUUAAUGGAGAACCAUUAAUGGGGGGAAUGUGGGUAUUUCUUCAUGCCCAUGAAUCCCCAUAGAAUGGGGGAUGAUGUAUACCCUGAAUUUUUGCAUACGUGUUUAUCUUUUAAACAUAGGGGUAUGUAACGAUAUGGAGAAUAGUUUUCUCUCGCCCAGAGAAAUUACAGUGUAGGUAGGUACCCUGCAGUCAUAUCAAUUAUGUAAAAUAAUAUGAAAUUUAAUAAAUAUUCAGGUGAAUGCUCCGAAUUUGCAAUUGUAAUGAUUUGUACAUAUGUUAAUAUGGCUAGAGCUAUUUUAAGAAGUUAAUUGUGUAAAGAUGAUCAUUUUGUAUUUAAUUUAUAAUAGAUGACUUAAGCUCACCUGAUUGUGUAUGAUUUGUAUAGUCAUCAGAAUAGGGGAGAUGAGACCUUGUAUAAUCUGAUGCUGGUUGAAAAUGUUUGGCCACUAAAGCAGCUAAAUAGUUAUGCCUAGUAUAUAAUAAUCUAUUUAAAUUCAAGUGUAUGUAGAGCUGCUGUUUUUGUAUUUUGUGGUGUAGAAUUAAUAAGUUCUGUUGUAUAUUUUAACUACUGUUGACCAACUUUUGUGCAUCCUUUAAAAGUACUGUAAUAAACUUUUUUUAUUGA